CAAUUUUGGCUUGUUUCGGUGACGCCAAAAUGUUAUCCUUAUGAUAUCGCAUUUAUUCUAGAUUAGAUUAGAUCUAAACGACUAUAGAUCUAGAUGCAAGAUCUAGACUAGAUCUAUAUUCUUGAGUCUAGUACAGAGUUUUAUCUAUUAUUUUCUGAUGAUAGAUGUUUUAUGUGUGUCUGAAUAAUCAGUUUGAUCUAAUGAUUCUGAAAAGUGAAAGCAAAACUUGGACAAACAAUGCAACAGUCAGGAUAGAAAAAAUGUGAAUAUUUGUAGAUCUAGUAAAAGCUGAUUCUUGUUUCUUCAUCAUUGUGUUAUACUUUAAUUUGUGAUUUCUCACUUGGACAAUAAAAUGAAAAUUGGAAAUGGGAAAAUAGAUACAGAAGAAGACGUAGAACAAUAUGGGGGAGAAAGUGAUAAAAGUUCAGAUGAAGACUCUCAUACAUGCUCUACAGAAGAAAUUGAAGAAGACCAAGAAGAUGAAUCUCAGUCAGAUAUUGAUGAAGCUGAAUGUGAGAGAAGGCGCCAUGAAUACUUGGCUGAUAUGUCAGAGCUGGAGAAACAGUUUUGUGAGCUUAAGGAACAGUUAUACACAGAACGAUUGCAACAGAUAGAUGCCAAAAUUAUUGAGAUUCAAAACAACAAAGCUGUAGAAUACCUGCAUCCUUUAGCACAACUAGAAAAACAGUUGGCCAUGAAGAAAAAAGUCGCAGGUAUAAGAAGAGAUAUGUCACUAAACAGCAUCAAGCAAAAAUUUGAAAGUGAAGAGCUUGCGGCUUUUCAACAUAUGGAGAGUGAGAAAGUGUUGCUUUAUGACACCAUAAAGCAGGAAUUACAAGACAAGAUCAGGCGCCUUGAAGAGGAUAGGCAUAAUAUUGACAUUACUUCAGAUCUCUGGCAAGAAACACAAACAUUAAAGAAGAAAAAGAAAACUGAUCCUCUACAUCCGGAUAGAAAAAAGAAACCACAAACUGUCACUGGUCCAUAUAUAGUGUAUAUGAUACGAGAAGCUGAUUUGAUGGAAGACUGGAUGGCAGUUAAAAAGGCAAUAAAACAACAGUCACAAAAGAGAAAGGCUGAGUUAUGACACAAGACCUAAUCACUGUUGAUGCCCGGUACAAGAUGUCUGUCUUAUGUGUUCCAUGCAUUUGUUUGCCUUGAUGAGCUGCAUCACCAUUUGACUCAGUCUUUAUUCACCCCUCAUCAUUUUGUUUUUUUACAAUCUUGUGUGCUGGUUCUGUGGUCCAAAUCUUUGUGGUUCUGGUCUGUUUAUGGGAAUCUGUUCAACUCAUCUUCUUUUAUGUUGUGAAUGAACAUAAAAUGUUUUCACUUUUGAUACUUAUGAUAUAUUUGUUGAUUUCAAUAGAUAACUUUGUAUUGUUAAACACUUUGACUAAAGCACAGUCAUACCAAUGUUAACCAAACAAUAGUUUAUUUUUCUGAAGACAUGGAGGCCUAACCAUUUUACUUUCUAUUUUUAUUCUAUGUAAUCUCUAAUUUAAUUUUAAUUUUUUCAUUGUUUCUGUCAUGUUUUUAAUGUAUGCAUAAAUUUACUAUGAAUGGUUUUCAUUGGUUCUUACGCUGAUAUAUAUUUUUUGUGUUUUUUUAUGAUAAAGUAAUUAAGCAGGGACCAAACUUAGCCUUUCUAGUAAUUUUUAUCUAGUAAAUAUGCAAUCUAUGCUGCACAAAGGAGGAAGCCACUCAGCUACUUUCCUCAUGAUAAUCUUGGUCUUUUAAAAAUUUUUUAAUACAUUUCUUUAAUUACAGAGUUGAAUUUAGAAACUUUUUAAAUGACAUGGUUAAAGCGAGACCAAUCGUUAUAGAAGGGCUGGACACUGACCUGCAACGUCAUAACCUAUGGGCACUUUUGACCAAUAGCUCGUUGCCACAUCGCACAGACCAGUGAUGUUGCAAUGAGCUAUUGGUCUAAACUGCCCACAGGUUGUGACAUUGCAGGUCAGUGUUCAGGCCUUCUAUAACAAUUGGUCUCGUUUUAAAGCCUGCCUCUUACUUUUCUUAGCCACUGGUGCCAUAAACAAUUUGGCUAGGUUCUAGUACUCUUGGUAAGGAAUGUGUAUGACAGUUCAAGAUUUGAUUUAAAUGUUCAUGUAGUCAUCUCCAUUCUAAUGGCUGAGGGGAAAAUUCACAAAAUGUUCACAAUUUGUAAACAUUUUUUUUAUUAUUUCACAAACUAACAAGCUACCAAUAAAACAUGUUUUUUUAA
Molecule: messenger RNA, 2224 nt
Organism: Biomphalaria glabrata
Lineage: Eukaryota; Metazoa; Mollusca; Gastropoda; Planorbidae
Product: breast cancer metastasis-suppressor 1-like protein-A
Exons: 10
Coding region: 353-1087 (244 amino acids)
Biological process (GO): negative regulation of transcription by RNA polymerase II
Cellular component (GO): Sin3-type complex
Molecular function (GO): histone deacetylase binding
Source: RefSeq, a predicted model, not a curated record